Molecule: messenger RNA, 2144 nt
Organism: Tarenaya hassleriana
Lineage: Eukaryota; Viridiplantae; Streptophyta; Magnoliopsida; Brassicales; Cleomaceae
Product: probable rhamnogalacturonate lyase B
Exons: 15
Coding region: 46-1974 (642 amino acids)
Biological process (GO): carbohydrate metabolic process
Molecular function (GO): carbohydrate binding; catalytic activity
Source: RefSeq, a predicted model, not a curated record
AAUCAUUGUCUGAAGAAGCUUUUUUGAUUCUCCCGAGUUCUUACAAUGUCGUCUCUCAAACUCCAGUUGCAAGUUAAGGACAAUCAUGUCACGAUGAACAACGGAAUUCUACAGGUUACGUUAUCGAAACCCGACGGAAUUGUCACCGGAAUCCAGUACAAUGGCCUCGAUAACUUGCUCGAGGUUCGUAACGAAGAAUCCAACAGAGGAUAUUGGGACCUGGUAUGGAGUGGAUCAGGAACUACAGGUGCUUUCGAUGUGAUACGAGGAACAAGCUUCAAAGUAAUAGUCGAGAAGGAAGAACAGAUCGAGCUUUCGUUCACACGAACUUGGGAUCCAUCACAAGAAGGAAAAGCUGUACCUUUGAACAUUGACAAAAGAUUUGUGAUGCUUCGAGGUUCGUCGGGGUUCUACACAUACGCAAUCUACGAGCAUUCCGAGCAGUGGCCUGCUUUCAGCAUGGCAGAAACCCGGAUUGCCUUCAAGCUCAGAAAAGACAAGUUCCAUUACAUGGCCAUUGCCGAUAAUAGACAAAGGUUCAUGCCUUUGCCUGAUGACCGCUUACAAGACAGAGGCCAAGCUUUGGCUUACCCUGAAGCUGUUCUACUUGUUAACCCUAUCGAACCCGAGUUCACCGGGGAGGUGGACGAUAAGUACCAAUACUCAUGCGAAAACAAAGACAUUCUCGUCCAUGGAUGGAUAUCUACCGAGCAGCCGCUGGUCGGGUUUUGGCUCAUCACUCCGAGUCAAGAGUUCCGAACCGGAGGCCCUCACAAACAGAACUUGACAUCCCACGUCGGACCCACCUCUCUUGCCGUAUUCUCAAGUGCACAUUAUUCGGGAGACGAUCUCGUGCCAAAGUUCGGUGUCGGAGAACAAUGGAAGAAAGUUUUUGGGCCGGUUUUCAUCUACUUGAACUCUUCUACAGAUGAUGAUGAUGAUCCUCUAUGGCUAUGGGAUGAUGCUAAAUCUCAGACCGUUGCGGAAGUUGAGAGUUGGCCGUACGAUUUCCCGGCUUCGGAGGAUUUUGUGAAAGCCGACCAACGUGGUAAUGUCGUUGGUAGACUGCUUGUUCGAGACAGAUACUUAGAGGAAGGUUUAAUUCCAGCAAAUAGAGGUUAUGUCGGGUUGGCUCCACCUGGGGCUCCUGGUUCAUGGCAAAGGGAAUGCAAGGAAUACCAAUUUUGGACAACGUCGGACGAAGAAGGGUUCUUCUACAUAAGUGGAAUACGACCUGGUCAAUAUAACCUCUAUGCAUGGGUUCCCGGUUUCAUCGGAGACUUCAAGUACGAGGAGAUUAUCACCAUAACCCCAGGAUGUUAUAUAUACGUGGAAGACGUUGUUUACCAGCCUCCGAGAAAUGGACCGACAUUAUGGGAGAUUGGCAUCCCCGAUCGGUCUGCCGCUGAAUUUUAUGUACCUGAUCCCAGCCCCAAAUACAUUAACAGACUCUACGUUAAUCAUCCCGACAGGUUUAGGCAAUACGGAUUAUGGGAAAGGUAUUCGGAAAUGUACCCAGACGGGGAUUUGGUCUACACGAUUGGCACCAGCGACUAUGGAAGAGACUGGUUCUUUGCCCAAGUCACCAGGAAAAAAGACAACAAAACAUAUCAAGGGACAACAUGGCAGAUCAAGUUCAAACUAGAGAGUGUGGAUAAGGCAAACUCAUACACCUUAAGAGUUGCCAUUGCAUCAGCCACCCUUUCUGAACUCCAAGUACGUACGAUUCGGGUGAAUGAUGCGAAUGGAAGUCCGUUGUUCACGAGCGGAUUGAUCGGGAAGGAUAACUCGAUAGCGAGGCACGGAAUACACGGUUUGUACUGGUUAUUCAGCAUUGAAGUGCCUGGUUCUAAGUUCGUUGAAGGCGUCAAUACCUUCUUCUUCACUCAGCCAAGGAGCACAAGUCCUUUCCAAGGCAUAAUGUAUGAUUACAUUCGAUUAGAAGGGCCUUCUCCUCCUCUUGCAUUUGGUUAACAAAUAUGAUUGAUCCCUUUUCUGAUUUAUUAGACUGCUUGCUUUCUUUCUAAAUGAAUGUCGGAAUAUUCCUUGUGAUCUAAUCUCUGUGUCAUGACAAUUUCAAUGACUCUCUUGGUCUUUGAGUUCUUGCUUUUGAAGAGUUCAUGAGUGAAGAAACCUUUUUUUUU